This is a messenger RNA of Symbiodinium pilosum, 4986 nucleotides long. Lineage: Eukaryota; Dinophyceae; Suessiales; Symbiodiniaceae. The record is from the annotation of a GenBank genome assembly.
AUGGCCACUACUGCUGCAGCCUCCGAAGCGCGAGUUCCUGAUGACGAGCUUGAAGAAGAGCUCGAGCAAGAAGAAGAAGAAGAGCCAGUCGACCCGUGGGCCGGCGCACACCGGGCCGGAAGCAGACCGGCCAGCAGUCCAGUGAGCCCAGUUGAUGCAGCUUCCGAGUAUCGCCGCUUCCUGGACUACCUCAAUCGUGGCAGCCGACGACGCAGAGACCGAUCUGGUGACGAGGACGAGGACGACGGCAACGGCAGAAGCAAUGCUGGACCUCACCUUCAUGGGAUGGAGCCACCCCUUCAAGGAUUACCUGAUCAGGGCAAAGCUAUGGCUGGCCACGACAAAGGUGAAGCCGAGAGCCGCGGACCUUUGCUCCUGAAGAAACUUUCUUCGACGCCCUUCGACGACCUGAAGUACCUCGCUAAGGACGACUCCUGGUUGGCCUCAACAGACAACGGGGAGCAGCUCCUGAAGAUCAUGGGUACGAAGGACCUCUACGGCGAGGACGAGCGAGAAGACAUGUUGCAAAGCUUGGUCAAGAUCACGUACACGCUGCGACGUCAAAAGGAGCACAACAUCGAGCUGCCCGGCGAAUAUCUUGGAUUUCUCCUCACGAUGGCUCUUCAAUUGACAACCGAAGAAGUUAAGCUCCUCCUGAACUUUACGCAGGGGAAGCUUGACCAAAAGUCCGUCAAGGAAUGGGUCGAUGGCGAGAAGGCAGCGGCGGUCCAUCACCUGCACGGCGACGGCGACAUCGAGGACUUCCACGACGAGAUUGAUCACGACGAGGCCGAGACGAACGACGAUAGCUUGGAGGUACUGCUCAGCGCGAUGCAGGACCUGGACGCCCCCGACGGCGCGAACACUUCAGGAACAAGUGGCUGCUUUGACGAGGAGGAUGCGCGCGAGAUCCUGGCCGCGAUGGUUCGUGAACAUGCCCAGAAGAAGACCUUUACUGCCGUGAACGCCGCCAAGAAGAUGAAGUCUCUCGCCCGCGGCUUCGGAGCCGGAGCUCGGAAAGGCAAGGGCCAUGGCAAAGGCGUUUCCCUCGAUGGAUCUUACCGCAUAUCCAUCGAAAGCCUCAAACGGCGCACACGAUGCGCUCACUGCCAUGAGGUCGGGCAUUGGCAUAGAGAGUGCCCGAAGAAAACCUCGAGCUCGACUACCAGACCGACGCCCGAGAACGCCGUGCAUUACAUGGAGGCUGGCUCCCACGAGGCGAUGUUCAUUGGCUACCAGGACUUCUUGAAGAUCAAGCAGGCUGCCUUGUACGAGGGCGACGACGGCCAGGCAGCCGGAGCCAAGGACCCUGCCAUGUCCCACCAACAAUACAUGCCGCGCGUGCCCAGGGUUCAUGAGGCCAUGUUUGUUGAGCAGGUUGCCGUUGCGUCGCACCUUAGAAAUAUGGACGAGGACCUUUGUGCAACGGUGGACACAGGUCUUGAAGCCGUGAUCAAGCCCGAGACCCACCACUUCAAAUCCAUCAACGUUCCCAAAGCUUUGGUGAUCCUCUCCAGCAUGCCCACGGACUCCAAGAGAAGCCGCGUGGAAAAGGAGGAGAACGUCCGUCUCCAGAUGGCCUGGCGGCGCAUGGUGCUGAAACAGCUCACCAUCCUGGUCCACACGAUGCAUCGAGUGGUCUUCUCCAGCAUGGGCAUGAGCAUACCGCCUCUGCUGCCAAGCCUUCUGGACCCGAAGCCCGUGAAUCAGGACCCCAGACGACCUCCGUCUCCAACGCAGACCGAGACCUCAACGGGCAACUUCAUUGCGAUCGACGACUUCAUGGACAACGACCGCUCGGCAAAUCGGAUGAAGUGUUUCUGCGGUGGAUCCGGUCACGCUGACCACCAGGAAGGAGGGCCGGAACUACGGCAGGGUCUUCCUUCGCUGCCCACGUUGGCAGCUGCCGACAAGACGCUGUCAGUUCUUCGUGUGGACCUCCGAACAGCCCCAUUGGACGCCCACGGAGAACGCCGAAGCCUGGCUGGGAUCGAAUCCCUCGACACCACCGCGGACCACGACAAGGCGAAGGAGACCGAGGCGGUCAGUCAGUGCCGACACCUGAGCACGACAAGUGCGGGUUCGAACCAGUACUACAAGAUGGUCAAGCGCAAGCACUGCAACGAGAUCCUCUCCAAAGUUCCAAAGAACGUGGACAAGACAAGCCAAGAAAGGAUCUCCACUCCGUCAUCGUCGAGCGCAGCCGCGGCCACGAGCACGAGCGCGAGCAAGCCCAAGCACAAGACGUCGAAGCCCGAGAAGCCCAACGAGGACGAGUACGAGGAGUACCUGGAGUUCAAGAAGUUCCAGGAAAUGAGGCUGCUGCGGAUCAAGGGCGUGAACAAGGUCCAUGCAGACCAGUGUGCCUAUGGACUUCACAAUGAACAUGGGCAACCUCACCGAAAGAGCACGUCCUUCGCUGUGAACAACCCGCUCCUGGAAAAGGCCUUGCAAAGACGAUGUCCCUGCGACCACGAGCAAAGCAAGAAGACCUCCCAGUCUGCCGGCAUCUACCCGAAUGGUCUGGUCCACGCCAUUCUUCGGGCCUAUGCCAAGUCGAUCCACAGGAACGCCGACGAGAUCCAUUGGAUUGACUCCGACGAGGUGAUCCAGGUGGAUCACAACAAGGACGUCAACUAUACUUCGGACUAUAAGGAGGAGCUCGAGGUCUAUGUCGGCGAAGACGGACGUCCCGCUGAACGUCCAGGAGUACCACGACGAGACGGUUCCCCCGAGACCUUUGGCGUCGAGCCGCGACUGACUGAGGAGACCGGCUGGAAGGUCACGAGGCUCGGCGACUACCAUGGCGAACUUCAUGGAUUCGACGAGGCGAACGAUGGCAACUCUUCGAGGACGAGGUCAACUGGCAAAAUCUACAUCAACAACCUGUUCUUGAACCGUGCCUUCGGUGUGUUUGUCUACACCGAGCUCGACUCGAUCUCCGUGCCGAUCGUCAGUUUCGACACUUUCCUGGGCGCUCCCCCGAAGGAGGACCUCUUCAUCAACGAGCGCAUCGGAGUGGACACAAUCCACCUCCGGAACCACCAGAACGAGGCGGUGCGAUCGUUGAACAUUAUAGAUCUCCGCACGCAUUUUCAAUUGGUCAUUCCUAUGGCUUCCGAACCUUCUUCUGAAAUCCGCAAAGCUGAUAGACAGUGGAUCAGCUUUUUUGGGGUUCCCAAAAAGGUGUUGUUUGACCUGGGCACUGAAUUUCAAGCUGAGUUGCGGAGGCAGAUCCAGAACGAUGGCAGCGAGGGCCUCAUCAGUUCUUUGGAGACCCCAACACAACGAGGCCUCACUGACCGUCCGGGGGGGGUCUUCAAAAACAUUCUUUACAGGUCUAUGAUGGACUACCAGUGCUCUACUCAAGCCGAGUUGCUCGAACUGGUAGACGUGGCCAUCAUGACUCGAAAUCGCCUUCUACUUCGAGCAGGAUAUUCACCAAUCCAACGGGUUGUCGGAUAUAGUCCUCGACUUGCUGGAGGCCUACUAUCCGGAGGCGAAAACGAUCACAUGGUUGCCGGCCUGAUCGCAGUGGGCGAUGUGGACGUCCUUCGAGCGACCAAGAUGCGAAAGGCAGCAGCCAUAGCUUUCCACGAAGCUGAUUGUGAUCAAGCUUUACGUUCAGCCACCCUCUCAGGACCAAGGAAGCUAGCUGACUUUGAAGCUGGCCAGGCCGUCUUCUUCUUCAGGAGGGGAGCAGACUCGACCAAGAAGCUACGCCAAUCGUAUUGGCAUGGCCCGGCAUCUCCAGAGAGAGUUCGACACGCCACCGAGGAGGAGAACAUGUCAGUGAGCGGCUGGUUACGUGGCCUGUGCAAGACCCGACAAGCGUUUGAACAAGUUCCUUCCAAGCACUUCCUGGACCUCACCAAGGACGUUGACGACAUUCCCGACGAGCACGAUGCUAACGAGGAUGACGACGGUGACGCUCUUCAGGAACUACUACCAGAUCCUGACCGACGAGUACGACGGAAGACCGGCAACUACUUGACAAGGAACGAGGCGGACGAGCAGAACGUACCAGCGCAAGCUUCCGAAGCACCUGGCAAUACCGAACGUUCACGACCACCUCCUGGACUUGAAGGCGUACUACCUCCUCCACAGCCAGCGGGCCCGGAAGGAGCCGAACACGAACUUCUCUUGCCGGACGACAACGAGCAGGCCAACGAGACGGAGGACGUCAACGGCGACGAGGUCAACAAGGAGGCGACCGGCACGAAACGCGAAGCCGAAGACGAAGCACUUGGCCAUCCAGGCAAACGCAGUAGAUUGGAUCUCAUCGAGGUGUUCAAUCUUCAUCUGCAGAAUCUCAUUCGUCAACGCCAAAAGAAGGAAGCCAAGUUAGCAGACUUCAAGGGUGCUGACGCAGAACGGGCCAAGAAAGCCAUCCUCAAGGAAGUCAACAACAACCUUGGGAUUAAGGCGUACGAACUCCUCGGUCACGAACUUUCCAAGAAGAUCCGUAAGAACAAGCCAGAGAAGAUCAUGGAAUCUCGUUACGUCGUCACCAAGAAGCCCCUCGAGCCCUCCGACGGGGCGAAGGCACAAGCUGAAGGACUUCUCCUAGACGACUUGGACUGCUCGGCAGAGGCGAAGUGCCGACGCGUCAUGAAGGGCUACUCCGAAGAAGCGGCAGUGGAUUUGGAGUUCUCCGCGCCUCAGGUUCUUCGAGAUUCUGUGAUCUUCAUAGCGCAGGUGAUUGCCAGUCUUGGAUGGGGCCCAGGCUUCCUCGACUUCACGCAGGCCUUCCACUCGGGCGACGAGAUCAACCGCGAGCUUUACUGCUCUCAACCGAGAGAAGGCAUACCUGGAGCCCAUCCAGAACAGCUAUUGCGACUUCUCAAAACCUGCUACGGCCUCACAGACGGACCCCUUGCUUGGUACCGUCACCUGGUCCGUCGACUACGUGAGCUUGGUUAUCGACCUAGCCAUGCCGAUCCCUGUGUCUUCUUCUUGCACGGUGGCAGUGAUGAAGAACCUUAG